This is a messenger RNA of Paramecium primaurelia, 3709 nucleotides long. Lineage: Eukaryota; Ciliophora; Oligohymenophorea; Peniculida; Parameciidae. The record is from the annotation of a GenBank genome assembly.
AUGAAGCGCAAUUCUCAAAAGAAAGAAGAUUUGUUUGAGAUAUUAGCCGAAUUAAAAGUUGUCAAUGAUUAAUACUUCUAGGCCAUAUUUGAAAUGUUCAAAAGAGAAAAAGAGAAACUAAUUGAAGACUAUUUAGAAUUUCUUUCAAAAGACGAAAAUCAGAGGUUUAUAGAAUAAUAAUUUUAACAAUUCGAAAAUCAAAUUUUCAUUAAGGAAAAGUUGUUUUAAGUUAUUAAAUUUAACAUUUAGAAAAUUGCUAUAGCUGUCAAAAAGAUUUUAGAUCAUGAUUUUAAUAAGAAUAAUUUUUCCUAACAAAAGAAUCAAAUAAUUAAAAUAGAACUAAUUAAAAAAAUAUCAGAAGAUAAGAAAAUCCUUGCAUUUUUAUAAUUUUUAAUUCAUCUCACAAGUUUAGAUAGUAGAUUUAUUUAAUGUGGUUCAAAUUCACUUAAUUUGUUAGUGGAAAUGAAUGUAGAUCUGAGGGGAAAAUUUUAUUAAAAUAUUUAGAUUAAAGAUACAUCUUUAGUUGGUGCUAAUUUUGUAGGAUGUAAUUUGAGCGGAUCUCGAUUUGAAAAUGUAGAUAUUAGCGGAAUAAAUUUGAAUGGAGCGUAGUUAUUUAAUUGUAAAUGGAAUAAAAUGAAAAUUCCUGAAUUAAAUGAAAUGGAUGCUCAUAAAAGUAGUGUAAAUUCAAUAAGCUUUUCAUCUGAUGGUAUUACAUUAGCAUCUGGAAGUGCAGAUUUAUCUAUCCAAUUAUGGGAUAUAAAGACAGGUCAAUAAAAAGCAAAAUUAGAUGGUCAUAGUGGUCAAGUAAAUUCAGUUUGCUUUUCACCUGAUGGUACUAUGUUAGCAUCUGGUAGUCAAGAUAAGUCAAUCCGUUUAUGGGAUAUAAAGACAGGUCAAUAAAAAUCAAAAUUAGAUGGUCAUAGUGGUCAAGUAAAUUCAGUAUGCUUUUCACUUUAUGGUACUAUGUUAGCAUCUGGCAGUGUAGAUAAGUCUAUUUGCUUAUGGGAUAUCUGUACAAGAAAAAAAAAGUUGAGAUUAAAAGGACAUAGUAACUCAGUUAUGUCGAUAUGCUUAUCUCUUGAUGGAGGUACUUUGGUAUCUGGUUGUGUUAAUUAAUCAUUAUAUUUAUGGAAUGUUAAGACUGGGCAAUUAAAAGUCAAAUUAGAUGGUCAUAGUGGUCAAAUAAAUUCAGUAUGCUUUUCACCUGAUGGUACUAUGUUAGCAUCUGGCAGUAUAGAUAAGUCUAUCAGAUUAUGGGAUGUUACGAAAAGAUAAUUACAAUAAAAAUUAGAUGGUCAUAGUGGUCAAGUAAAUUCAGUAUGCUUUUCACCUGAUGGUACUAAGUUAGCUUCUGGUAGUGAUGAUAAGUUAAUCCUUUUAUGGGAUGUUAAGCAAGGUCAAUAAAAAGUCAAAAUAGAUGGUCACAGUGGUCAAGUAAAUUCAGUGUGCUUUUCACCUGAUGGUACUAUGUUAGCAUCUGGUAGUGAAGAUAAGUCAAUCUGUUUAUGGGAUGUUUAAAAAAGUCUAUAAGAAGUUAAAAAAGAUGGUCAUAGUGGCUAUGUAAAUUCAAUAUGCUUUUCACCUAAUAGUACUAUGAUAGCAUCUGGUAGUGAAGAUAAGUCAAUCCGUUUAUGGGAUGUUAAUACGGGCCAAUAAAAAGCAAAAUUAGAUGGUCAUAGUGGUCAAGUAAAUUCAGUAUGCUUUUCACCUGAUGGUACUAUGUUAGCAUCUGGUAGUCAAGAUAAGUCAAUCCGUUUAUGGGAUAUAAAGACAGGUCAAUAAAAAGCAAAAUUAGAUGGUCAUAGAGGUCAAGUAAAUUCAGUAUGCUUUUCACCUUAUGGUACUAUGUUAGCUUCUGGUAGUGAUGAUAAGUUAAUCCUUUUAUGGGAUGUUAAGCAAGGUCAAUAAAAAGUCAAAAUAGAUGGUCACAGUGGUCAAGUAAAUUCAGUAUGCUUUUCACCUGAUGGUACUAUGUUAGCAUCUGGCAGUGUAGAUAAAUCUAUCAGAUUAUGGGAUGUUAGGACGAAUCAUUAAAAAAUCAGAUUAAAUGGUCAUAGUAGUUGGGUCAGAUCAGUAUGUUUUUCAUCUGAUGGUGUGAAAUUAGCAUCUAGUAGUGACGAUAAGUCUAUACGUUUAUGGAAUCUUACGACAGGUUAAUAAACAGCCAAAUUCGAUGGUCAUAAUACUUAUGUAAAUUCAAUAUGCUUCUCUCCUGAUAACUCUACAUUAGCAUCUUCUAGUAAAGAUGGAUGUAUCCAUUUAUGGGAUGUAAAUACAGCACAAUAAAAAGCCAUAUUAGAUGGUCAUAAAAAAAGUGUAAAUGCAGUAUGUUUCUCUUCUGAUGGUACUACAUUAGCAUCUGGAAGUGAUGAUAAAUCUAUUCGUUUAUGGAGUAUUGGGUCAAGCAUUCAAAAAUUUAAUUUAAAUGGACAUAGUAAGUCUGUUUUUUCUUUAUGUUUCUCUCCUGAUGGCGCUUCUUUGGUAUCUAGCAGUGAGGAUAAGUCUAUCCGAAUAUGGGAUGCUAAGUCAGGUUAAUAAACAGCCUAAUUUGAAGGUCAUAGUGGUAGUGUAAAUUCAAUAUGCUACUCUCCAGACUAAAUUACAUUAGCAUCUGGAAGUGAUGAUAAGUCUAUUCGUUUAUGGAAUAUUAAGAAAAGAUAAUAGCAAGCCAAAUUAGAUGGUCAUAGUGAUGCAGUUCGAUCUGUAUGCUUCUCUCCUGAUGGUACUAUAUUAGCAUCUGGAAGUGAUGAUAAAUCUAUCCGUUUAUGGUAUGUUAAGACAGGUCAUUAGAAAACAAAAUUAGAUGGUCAUACUCAUUUUGUUAUAUCAGUGUGCUUUUCUCCAAAUGGUACUCUAUUAGCCUCUGGUAGUGUCGAUAAUUCUAUUCGUAUAUGGGAUGUUAAAACUGGAUAAUUCAUAAAACGAUUAGAUGGCCAUAGUUCUGCUAUACGAUAAGUUUGCUUUUCUUCAGAUUCAAAUACAUUAGCAUCAUGUAGCGACGAUAGGUCUAUUCUUUUAUGGGAUGUUUAAAAAAGACACCAAACAGCCAAAUUAGAUGGUCAUAUUAGUGGAGUCCGAUCAGUGUGCUUCUCUCCUGAUGGUACCUAACUAGCAUCUGGUAGUGUAGAUUUUUCAAUCCGAUUAUGGGAUGUUAAGACUGCACAAUAAAAAGCCAAAUUUGAUGGUCAUAAAAAAACUGUAUAUGCAGUAUGUUUCUCUCCUGAUGGUACUAAAUUAGCAUCUUGUAGUGCAGAUAAAUUUAUCUAAUUAAGGAAUGUUAAAGCAGAAAAAUUUCAAGCCUUAUAAAACCCUCAUAUUAAAUAUAGAAGAUCAAUAAUCUUGUCUCCUGAUGGUACUACAUUAGCAUCUGAUAGUGCAGAUAAUACAAUCCAUUUAUGGGAUAUUAAAACAGGAUAAUACAUAUAAUUCUUUGAUAAUAAUUACAAAGAUAUAUUGGCAAAAUUCAAAUUACCCAUAUUUAAAAAUAACCCUCAGAAUAAUAGCAGUAUUUAUAAUUUUAUAUUAUUUAGCCUCCACUUAUAUUACUAUUCUUUUGAUAUCCAAAUAGCUAACAUUUUAAUCUUACGGGGCUUUAAUCUGGAAAGGAGAAUUUAAAAAUCAAUUAGGCAUAAAUUUAAUAAAGUAAUUUUAGUAAAGAGGAGCUCUCAUCCUAGAGAGUUAAAGAAAAUUAGAAUAAAUAUCAAAUUGA